UGCAAGCGUCGUCAGGCAGGCCGGGAUUAUCAACAGGAGGUCAGAACGUAUGGGGUUAAGCAGGAGAAUGGUCAGACAAAGCCAGGGAUCAGGAGCAGGAGAAAUGAACAAAGCCAGGGAUCAGGAGCAGGGUCAGCAACGAAUUAAGACAGGAACAGGAAGCAGGAACAGGAUACAGGGCCCCAGGAGAAACGCACACCAAGGCAGAGUCUGCAGGUCUGGCCAUCCCUUAAAUACAUCAGUAUAAGCAGUUUCAGGUGUUUGGCGGCUGCAAGGUUGAGUCUCUGAUUGCUGGGAGCACCCGCUGGCCAGCCCUGGUACUGCAGCCCAUAAGGCAGGUGAUCCCACCAUUGCUGGCCAGUCCAUUCCUGACAGU
Messenger RNA from Staurois parvus, 376 nucleotides. NCBI's taxonomy places the organism in Eukaryota, Metazoa, Chordata, Amphibia, Anura, Ranidae. The record is from the annotation of a GenBank genome assembly.